Molecule: messenger RNA, 907 nt
Organism: Vitis riparia (riverbank grape)
Lineage: Eukaryota; Viridiplantae; Streptophyta; Magnoliopsida; Vitales; Vitaceae
Product: signal peptidase complex catalytic subunit SEC11C-like
Exons: 8
Coding region: 50-592 (180 amino acids)
Cellular component (GO): signal peptidase complex; membrane
Molecular function (GO): serine-type endopeptidase activity
Source: RefSeq, a predicted model, not a curated record
UCCUCUUUACUCAACUGCAAUUGCAUUGGAAGAAGAAGCUCUCAGAGAAAUGGGGUUGAUAGGAGAGAGCAUGGACUCCAUCAAAACUCUUCAGAUCAGGUCAACUCUAUCUCAAGCUGCCACCCUUGGAAUGAUUGUUGCCUCUGCGCUGAUGAUAUGGAAAGGAUUAAUAUGUAUAACUGGUAGCAGUUCACCUGUUGUAGUUGUGCUCUCUGGAAGCAUGGAACCUGGUUUCAAAAGGGGAGACAUUUUAUUUUUGCGAAUGACCAAGGAUCUCAUUCGGACUGGAGAAAUUGUGGUGUUUAAUGUUGAUGGAAAAGAUAUUCCGAUUGUCCAUCGAGUAAUUGAGGUUCAUGAGCGGCAAGAUAAUGGAGAAGUUGAUGUCCUAACCAAAGGAGAUCACAAUCCUAAAGAUGACAGGUUUUUGUACCCUUAUGGUCAACUUUGGCUGCAAAGACACCAUAUCAUGGGGAGAGCUGUUGGAUUUUUACCUUAUGUUGGUUGGGUGACAAUAAUCAUGACUGAAAAGCCUAUUGUCAAGUAUAUUCUUAUAGGUGUUAUGGCAUUGCUUUUCAUUACUUCAAAGGAAUAGAUAUACGCUCACCAGAAAACAGUAAACCAUACUACAUUCUCCAGACAUACUCAUUUGUCAACUGGACCACACGGCUAAAUAACACAUGACAGCAUCUUUGGCUGUAAUCCAAUUUGAUGGACACCUCCCUUGUUACAUUGUUACAACAAAUGCAAUUCCUCAUACUUCUAGCAGUCUUUGUUGGGACGAUGCUAUUCUCAUUCUUAAUCCUCCCACCAUCAUGUGGACUUUAAAUUUGUAGCGUUGAAUGGUAACAACUACACUUGUUCAGCUGGUUCCUGCUCCAUUAGUGCUUAAAUUCGGAAAAUUAACUCA